CUGAGAUCGAUGACUUUUGACUCCACUGUUGAAGUUGUCGGGUGGGUUGCUCUGUGAUCUGGACCUCGUGAUCGUCACCUUCUUGAUCACUGACCACCGUCAACGUUUACAUUGCGGUAAAUCCCAUCACAGGACUUGAACAGCACACCGCAAGACCUCCUCUGCACAUCUACACACACCGAGGAGGCGACCAUGACCGGUGGGCUAUGAGACACCAGGAGCCAUGGCGGCUUGGCAACGGAUAACCGCCUUCUCUUCGCUGCUCCACGUCGGUUUGUUGUUGUUGCUGUUGUCGGCUCGGAGCAGCGAGAGACCGUUGGGGAAAUGUGUCGGCGACAAGCCUUGUUCCCCGCGACCUCCCGUAGUCCUCGUUCCAGGGGAUCUGGGAAACCAGUUGGAGGCGAAGCUCGAUAAACCUAGUGUGGUUCACUACAUCUGCUAUAAGAAGACUGAGUCCUUCUUCACUCUGUGGCUGAACCUGGAGCUGCUGGUCCCUGUAGCCAUAGACUGUUGGAUUGACAACAUAAGGUUGAUCUACAACAAGACCACACAUGCCACCUCGUCCCCCCCGGGUGUGGACAUCCGUGUCCCCGGGUUCGGACAGACGUAUUCACUGGAGUAUCUGGACCCCAGCAAACGCAGUGUGGGCAUGUAUUUCUUUACUAUAGUGCAGGCGCUGGUGGAGUGGGGCUACACCAGGGAUGAUGACGUCAAAGGAGCUCCCUAUGAUUGGAGGAAAGCCCCCAAUGAGAAUAAAGAGUAUUUCCUGGCGCUGCAGAAGAUGAUCGAAGAGAUGGCGGAGAAGGCUGGCGGGCCCGUGGUGCUCAUCGCUCACAGCAUGGGCAACAUGUACACCUUGUACUUCCUCAACCAGCAGCCACAGGCCUGGAAAGACAGAUACAUCAAAGCUUUCAUCUCUCUGGGACCACCGUGGGCCGGGGUGGCCAAGACGCUCCGCGUGCUCACCUCUGGUGACAAUAACCGCAUCCCAGUGAUCAGCCCGUUGAAGAUUCGCUCCCAGCAACGUUCUGCUGUCUCCACCUCCUGGCUGCUCCCCUAUGCCCACUCCUGGCCCAAAGAUCAGGUCUUGGUGCAGACUCCCGCCGCCAACUACACUGUGCAGGACUACAAGCGCCUCUACUCGGACAUCGGCUUUGAGGACGGCUGGCUGAUGCGGCAGGACACGGAGCCGCUGGUGACCGACCUCACGCCCCCCGGCGUGGCCGUCCACUGCUUGUACGGCAGCGGCGUCCCCACGUCGGAGGGCUUCCAGUAUUCUGACAAGUUCCCCGACGUUGAGCCCACCGUGCUGUACGGCGACGGGGAUGGGACAGUCAACCUGCGGAGCGCCGUGCAGUGCAAGCGCUGGGUAGGAAAGCAAAAACAGCCCGUGGCGUUAAAAGAGCUCCCAGGGAACGAACACGUGAACAUGUUGCUGAACAUCACGACUGUGUCUUACAUCAAGACUGUGCUGUUCUCCCCGUGAGGCUGGAAGGAAGUGAGGGACUGGCUAGAAGGAAGAUUGCUUUAAUCACACACACACACACACACACACACACACAGACACACAGACAUAGAGGUAUAUGUAGGACAGACUGACUCAUCUCGCCUGUCUUUCUCAACACUGACUGCCAAAAUAUUCCUGUGUACAUGCCACAUCGCUUAAGAAAAAGUAUUGAAAUUUUGUAGCACAACUGCAAAAAUGUUUUAAAAUUAAUUUUAUAGCCGUAAUUAUACAACUUCUGUUACUGUCAGGUUGUUUACUGUCGAGUACGCCUAAAUACAAUGACUUUUAUGAGUCUCAGCUUUUAAAUAACCCAAGGUUUUACCUACUAAAUUCUUGUAUGGUUAUUAUGAUAAAGAAUGUGCGUAUGUACAAGUGGAAACCCAGGGAUAUACAGUAUGUGCCACUUUCUGAGUUAUUAAUCAAAGUCAGAUCUUUUUAUUAAUAUUGGAGAUUUCUGAACUCCUUGGACUCUGAUGUUUGGCUAAAGGGCAUACUGUAUUGGUAUCUUUCAGGUCACAUGUUACAGUGCUCUGACUUAUUAACAAACCUAAGUAGACUUCUACCAAAUCAACUUGUUUAUUUGUUUUGUCAUUUUAUUUCUAGUGAUCCUUUUGUUGAUCUUUUAUGUUUAUUUUUUUGCAUGCAGCCAAGCUGUACGUCCAGGAUUGCUUCAAGGAUAGUUUUUAUUUACACGAGUCACAGAGGGACUGGAACCAUACCUGGGGUGUGGAUGUUGAUUUUAGUCAUGUUGAAGCCACUUACUUGCAUUUUCAGGACCUUGAACCACAUCUCAUGGUCUGAAUCAGUGAAUGCAAUCGGCUCCAUUCAUUGAGUUUGCUCAUUGAUGAAGACCAUGAGAUGCAGCUGAAAGCUCCAGAAAGAGCUAGCAAGUGAACCUUGGAGAAAAAAGAUUUGUCAAAAAAAAAGAAAAUCUUGAGUCAAGGUCCAAUUACUGGCUUUUUCCAGAGCUUUCAACUGCAUGUCAUGGUCUUCAUCAGUGAAUGCCGUUUGCUCAAUAGUUUUGGAGAUAUCUCUAUUGUCCUGUCCAUUUUUAAAAGGCCAUGUGAUGGCCGCUGUAUCCGUUAAUGAGCAUGACAUGUAGGUGAAAGCUCCAGUAAAUCUAAUAAGUGGAUUUUUUAGUGUUAUGGAUUUAAACAAAUUAAAUUCUGCUCCUGAUGGAUCAAAAAACGUAAUGUUUUUAACUGUUGGAAUCAUUGUUUUAGCAUUCAUGUAUAAUGUAAAAUGAAAUUACCCGCUAUAGUAAGCUCUUUCUCUUCACUUUCAAUGUCCUAUACAGUACAUUAUGAUUGUUCUAUACAUAUGUUUUGCCCAGGUUUGGUUUGACCCUGGUGCCUGGAUGGGCUGGAUUUAAACAGGGACAAAUGAGGGUUAUUGUUCUUACCGUAUAAUUCAGAUCUGUUUAUUAUUUUAUAUAUCCUCUUUCUGUUUAGACAGACUUGAAAAGUUCCAUGUGCAGAGUUUAAAACCUGACUCUGUCCUGGUGGAGAAUCUGUCUGAUCUGAGGGAUUUUACUGUGCCAUCGAGCCCUCUGUGGGCCAGACCAAGAUGAUAUGCUCAUAUCUGCUGUGAACUAUCAUAAAUGUGUGUCAUAAACGUGUUGCCUUCUGUAGAGUAAAUAUUUCAAAUAUUA
This is a messenger RNA of Dicentrarchus labrax (European seabass), 3158 nucleotides long. RefSeq names its product phospholipase A2, group XV (gene pla2g15). Gene Ontology annotation, cellular component: lysosome. Gene Ontology annotation, biological process: ceramide metabolic process; phosphatidylcholine metabolic process. NCBI's taxonomy places the organism in Eukaryota, Metazoa, Chordata, Actinopteri, Moronidae. The record is from RefSeq and is a predicted model, not a curated record. The transcript has 7 exons. The coding region runs from base 224 to 1486 and encodes 420 amino acids.